CAUGAUAACCCAAGAACUUACUUGAGAUCUCAACCUUUAUCUUUUUGUUUUUGGUAUUGUCAUAAUGGAUAAGAAGGAUCUGGAGAGAGAAUUUCACAUGACAGGAGGAGAUGGCAAAACAAGUUAUGCCAAGAACUCUUCAUUGCAGAAGAAAGCAUCUGACAUGGCAAAGCACAUAACGCUAGAGACACUGCAACAACUCUACAAAGAGACAAGAGCCAAGAGUUUAGGAAUAGCUGAUCUGGGAUGUUCUUCAGGACCAAACACUCUCUCCACCAUUAAGGAAAUGAUCGCAGCUGUCCAAGUUUCUCACCACCGCGAGAUCCCAAACCAGCCCUCGCCGGAAUUGAGCUUCUUCCUUAACGAUCUCCCCGGAAAUGACUUCAACUCUAUAUUCAAGUCUUUGCCUGACUUUCAUGUAGAGCUCAAGAGAGAUGUCAGCAGUGGAGAUUUCCCUUCAGUUUUCAUUGCAGCCUACCCUGGUUCAUUCUAUGGAAGGCUCUUCCCUGAAAAUACCAUCCACUUUAUCUAUUCCUCUUACAGCUUACACUGGCUUUCCAAGGUUCCUCCAUCUUUAUAUGACGAGCAAGGCAAGUCCAUAAACAAAGGUUGUGUUAGUAUCUGCUCGAUGAGCUCUGAAGCUGUUACCAAAGCUUACUACAGUCAGUUCAAGGAAGAUUUCUCUAUUUUCCUCCGGUGUAGAUCAAAAGAGUUGGUUGCUGCAGGAAGAAUGGUGCUCAUAAUACUCGGAAGAGAAGGUCCCAGUCAUGCAGAUAGAGGGAACUCUUUCUUUUGGGAACUUCUCUCAAGAACCAUUAUGGAUCUUGUUGUACAGGGGGAAACUGAGGAAGAGAAGCUUGAUUCUUACGAUAUGCACUUUUACGCCCCGAGUGCUGCUGAGGUAGAAGAUGAAGUGAACAAAGAAGGGUCUUUCGAAUUAGAGAGCAUAGAGGUGUUAGAAGUGGACAGUGAGAAAGGUGAAGAAGAGGAUGGUACCAGUUAUGGUAAUGCGGUUGCCAAGACUGUAAGAGCAGUUCAAGAAUCAAUGCUUACUCAACACUUUGGGGAAAGGAUUCUGGACAAGCUGUUUGAUACAUAUGCCAGAAUGGUUGACGAGGAGUUGGCCAAGGAAGACAUAAGACCCAUCACAUUUGUUGUUGUCCUAAGACGAAGGAAGCUCUGAAACAUGUAUGCAUGUAGCAAAACAUUUAAAAUUUACCAGAAUAACAAGAAAAGAGAAGCAAAGCCACGCACUCAUUGUUCAUUACACUUGAUAUAUGUAGCAUUGGCUCCA
This is a messenger RNA of Capsella rubella, 1294 nucleotides long. Its product is annotated as salicylate carboxymethyltransferase. Bases 65 to 1183 code for a protein of 372 amino acids. The record is from RefSeq and is a predicted model, not a curated record. Lineage: Eukaryota; Viridiplantae; Streptophyta; Magnoliopsida; Brassicales; Brassicaceae. Gene Ontology annotation, molecular function: S-adenosylmethionine-dependent methyltransferase activity. Gene Ontology annotation, biological process: methylation. The transcript has 4 exons.